Messenger RNA from Lolium rigidum, 441 nucleotides. RefSeq names its product heavy metal-associated isoprenylated plant protein 39-like. The transcript has 3 exons. The record is from RefSeq and is a predicted model, not a curated record. Gene Ontology annotation, molecular function: metal ion binding. Bases 1 to 441 code for a protein of 146 amino acids. NCBI's taxonomy places the organism in Eukaryota, Viridiplantae, Streptophyta, Magnoliopsida, Poales, Poaceae.
AUGCUAGAGGGCGAGCGGAUUGGUACUGUGAUGUGGGUUGGUUUGGCUAAACCAGCGGGGCACGCGGAUCAGAAGUCUGUGCUGAAGCUGGACCUGCACGACGGCUGGCAGAAGCAGAAGGCCAUGGAGGCCAUCACCAGUCUGCAUGGUAUCGAUAAGAUUGAUGCUAACAUGGAGAAGCAGGAGAUGACGGUUGUCGGCACGGUCGAUCCCGUCCACGUCGUGGAGAGACUGCGCAAGAAGCGCUUCACCACGCACGUCGUCUCCGUCGGCCCAGCCAAGGAGGAGAGCAAGGACGGCGGCGCUGAGAAGGGUGGAGACAAUAGCGACGCGAACAAGGACCUGAUGUACACGCCGUGGUACGCGACGCCGCACCACCCGCAGGCGUACUGCGUCAUCUGUGGAUCGACGAGUCGAUGCCCCUGUCCAUACUGUAGAUAG